Strongylocentrotus purpuratus (purple sea urchin) is the source of this 2272-nucleotide messenger RNA. RefSeq lists its product as uncharacterized. Gene Ontology annotation, biological process: signal transduction; protein ubiquitination. The transcript has 5 exons. Gene Ontology annotation, molecular function: protein binding. Gene Ontology annotation, cellular component: BRCA1-BARD1 complex. The coding region runs from base 1 to 1107 and encodes 368 amino acids. The record is from RefSeq and is a predicted model, not a curated record. NCBI's taxonomy places the organism in Eukaryota, Metazoa, Echinodermata, Echinoidea, Camarodonta, Strongylocentrotidae.
AUGAAGAAACUCAUUCAAAAGAAUGGAUGGAAGAUGACAACUCCUUUUGAAAGUAAACUUGGUGAACCGGUAUUAAAAAGUAUUGAGAAGGACGUCUCCAACAGUUCACAUGUGGUUUAUCUGAUCACGAAAGAGGAUGGUGAGAAUGAAAAUGUAAAUCACACCAUGACGAUUGAGAUGGCCUUCCAGUCUCUCACAGACAAGGGCUUAGGAGGCAGAGUUAUUCCUGUGUUCUGUUGCGAUAUAUCUUUCGUCUCGCCGAAACUGAGGAGCUUGACUGGAGCAAACAUUCACGAUGAAGCACUCGAAGGAAGAUUGAGUAGGAGUAUUGAUGUGAACAUCAGGAAGAAAAGAGAAGAGGAGUACCGCUCAGUUUCAGAACCAUCGCAGGGUGCAUCAAGUUCACGUCAGCCACAGCAAACAUCACAUGGAGGUACAGAGGGAACUCAAGAGAUCGAUUCAGGUAGACAGGAAGACCUUGACGAAAAACUGACCACUGUUGCUCGAAAAGUUUUCAAGCAUGAAGAUCUAGAUCAUCUUGGGAAGGCUCUUGGCUUUGAACCAGAAGAUAUUGAACGUUAUGUCAGCACAAACAUGAAGAAUGCACAUAUAUCAUACAUGGGUACACUGUCAAUGCUCCGAGACUGGAGAGAUAGGCAAACUGAGGCUACGGAGUGUGAAGCCCUGAAGGAUGUUCUAAAGAAAGCUGGUCAAAUCCGUCUCGCUGAUAUCCUAUUCGAACCAUUGCAGGGUGCAUCAAGUUCACAGCCACAGCAACCAUCACAUCAAAGUAAAGAGGAAAUUCUGGAGAACGUUUCAGGUAGACAGGAAGACUUUGACGAAAAUCUGAUCACCAUUGCUCGGAAAAUUGUGAAGCAUGAAGAGAUAUAUAAACUCGGGAAGGGUCUCGGCUUUGAACCAGCAGAUAUUGAACGCUAUGUCAACACAAACAUGAAGAAUGCACAUAUAUCAUACAUGGGUACACUGUCAAUGCUCCGAGACUGGAGAGAUACGCAAACCAAGGCCACAGAGUGUAAAGCCCUGAAGGAUGUUCUAAGGAAGGUUGGUCAAAUUCGUCUCGCCGAUGAGCUAUUUUGUACUUCAUGAGAUGCGAAUUAUGCUUCUUUAUUGAGGACUACAUUGUUCCAAUGAUAUGUGAAAGUAUAAUGUUUGUGUAGCUUAAUCAAAGUUCCCCAUUGUUGGGGCCUUCAUAUACAUGGUAACAUUCCUGGGAUAGCACAUCAAACAUUAAAUACACAUCUACCCUUUACAUUAUAGUCAGUACAUUCUUUCAAACCUAUGCAGUAACUGAAUUUCACUUAUUCACUGCCUCCCAUGCGCUUAACACAGGGACCACUAGUUGGUUCCAGUAGACAGUGAUUUAAAUGAUGUUCAUGAAUUAAAAUGUUUGUUAUUUCUAAUGAUAUUGUAAUAGUAAUUUGUCUUGCAUAAAUUGUUAUGUUAUUUGUAAGAAAAUAUUUUUCACAUGUUUCAUAGGUAUUUGUAUAUAUAUAUAUAUUUUUUCUUUUUCUGAAAUACAAACUAUAUGAUUACAAAUUUAAACAUUGCUGCACUUUGAAGGGAUGUCACCAAAACAAAAUCAAAAGUAUCAUGCAUGCCUUUGUACUUAAGCCUGAUCUAAGAUGAUAUAAUUCACUGUUUUAGUACUGAAAACAUGAUCACAAAUAAUUUGGAGAAAUCAACUCGGGAGAAAUCAACUCAAGAGCAACUUUAACACCCCUUUUAUUGCCCAUAGAAAUUGCCAUUUUCAUAUUAUGUAAUAUGUCAUUCAAAUGUUCACAUAUUUCAAUAGAUGGACAAGAAUAUUACAAUCGUCUUAUGUUGAUUACCUGAAAGUUUUUGUGAUCAUACUUUCAACUGAAGUACCAGAAAUCAAUACUAAUACAUGUAAAUCUAAUGUGCCUUUGGACCAAACCGAAGUUCACAUUCCUGGUAAUGUUUAUAAAAGGGAAUUCAUGUUGAAUUGUGAUGGCAUCUACACAGGUACAUGUAUAUAAAUGUAUUUGCAAGAGCAAAUCAUGUUGUGAUUGCUGCUUUUAUAUUAUUAUUAUAUUAUAAUCAAAGGAAUUGUAAUUAUUUUUUAAUCGAAGGAAUCCUGUAUUUGCUGCAACUUUUUUAAACUUAAAAGAUCAUAGCUUGCCCCCCUUUUCCCUCCAAAGGACAGCGCGCCUCCAGGCUUUUUUUUUUUAGGUGUGUGGCUUGAAACUGUUUUUAAUGUACAACACAAUAUCAUUAACAACUCAUUUCUUUU